Puntigrus tetrazona (Sumatra barb) is the source of this 4445-nucleotide messenger RNA. RefSeq names its product zinc finger and BTB domain containing 48 (gene zbtb48). Gene Ontology annotation, cellular component: nucleus. NCBI's taxonomy places the organism in Eukaryota, Metazoa, Chordata, Actinopteri, Cypriniformes, Cyprinidae. The record is from RefSeq and is a predicted model, not a curated record. The transcript has 11 exons. Gene Ontology annotation, molecular function: protein binding; RNA polymerase II transcription regulatory region sequence-specific DNA binding; DNA-binding transcription factor activity, RNA polymerase II-specific. The coding region runs from base 158 to 2518 and encodes 786 amino acids. Gene Ontology annotation, biological process: regulation of transcription by RNA polymerase II.
UCACUUCCUGUUUCAACAUGGCUUCUUGAUGUUUAGCUCAAAUUAAACAUUUGAUGUGAUACAUUAUGUAAUUUACGUAGUAAGUUACGUAACGCAUAUAUGUCGGCUUUCAGUAUAUGAAAAAAAGAUGAGAGAAGUGAUUUAAUUAACGCCAAAGAUGGAGAUACUUACUGAAGGAACUUCUCACUCUCAGCGGGUGCUGUCCUUGCUCAACCAACAGAGGGGUCUUGGCCACUUCUGUGAUGCUAUGUUGAGCACAGCGAGUGGACAGGUGCAUCUGGCCCAUCGCAAUGUUCUUGCCUGCUUCAGUCACUUGUUCCAAGACCCCAGUUCGAACACUCCAUGCAUAAAGAUUGACCUUCCAUUAGAGUGCCCCGAUGAUGGACUAGAGCUACUACUUAACUUUUUUUACACUGGAGAACUCCAGUUAGACGACAGCAAUUUAGAGAAGAUUCAGAAUGCAGCUAGCGGUCUAUCAGUGCCAGAUUCUCUCAUAUCUUUCCAGGGCUUGCCAGGUGCAGAGAAUUUACAGUCGCCUGUCUUGAAUGAAGAUGAGAAGGACAAACCACUGUUCCCUCUCACACCUGCAGACGCUCGGCCUGAUCACACCCCGAAAGGAAAAACUAGAUCUUCGCAGAGGACCAAAAACAAGCCUGAUGCAUGCAGGGUAGGUUCAGAGGUCACAGCUAGCGAUGACGACCCUGCUGCCUCGACGUCUACCACCACCACACGCUCUGGAAGGCGUGUAAAAGGGCCCAGUCGACUACUUGGGCAAAGUCCAAUGUCUGCUGUGAUGAGGCAGGCAGCAGGACGAAGAAAACCAUCAUCUCUAGAAGACAAAGAGCAGGAAUCUUCUGUCGCUGAGGAUAGAGAUCACCACAAAAAUCAAGAUUUGAGUGAGACUGAGGUGGAUGGAUCUGUUGAUAACCAAAAAGACAAUGAUUUAGAAAAUGAUGAAGAUGAUGGUGGUGGUGAUGAUGAUGAUGAUGAUGAUGAUGACAGUGACAGAGGUGACAGUAUGGAUAUUCUUAUUGAGGGAACUGAUGAGGAGUAUGUGCCUCGUGAUUCACCUUGCUCGACCUCAAAGACUCAGCGGGGAAAGCGCAAACGACAUGAAAAAAGUACCAAUAAAGAAAAUGGGGAAGGAACAUCUAAAGACAAAAAGAAAGGCUCUGUCCAAUGUCCAACGUGUCAUAAAACAUUCCUCAGCAAGUACUACCUAAAAGUACACAACAGGAGACAUACAGGAGAGAAGCCCUUUGAAUGUGCUAAAUGUGGGAAGUGCUACUAUAGAAAGGAAAACCUGUUGGAGCAUGAAGCCAGAAAUUGUCUUAUCAGAGCAGAAGUGGUGUUUUCCUGUUCAAAAUGUAACAUGACCUUUAAAAAGCGACAUGAGCUGCGGGUUCACAUGGUCACACACACAGGAGAGAUGCCCAAUAAGUGCACGUCAUGCUCUGAGCAGUUCAUGCAGAAGAAAGACCUCAGGAUCCACAUGAUUAAAGUUCACGGAGCUCCCAAGCCACACGCUUGUCCGUUGUGUCCCAAGUGUUUCCUGUCCCGCACUGAGCUACGUCUGCACGAGGCAGCCAAACAUCGUGGUGAGAAACUGUUUGUGUGUGAAGAGUGCGGUCAUCGGGCCUCCAGCCGCAACGGCCUGCAAAUGCACAUCAAAGCCAUUCACAGAAAUGAGCGUCCUUUUGUGUGUGAGUUCUGCAAUCAUGCUUUUACUCAGAAAGCUAAUCUCAACAUGCACCUUCGAACACAUACUGGAGAGAAACCUUUCCAGUGUCACCUCUGCGGCAAGACAUUUCGCACACAAGCGAGUCUGGACAAACACCACCGCACGCACACAGGAGAACGGCCAUAUAGUUGUGAGUUUUGUGAGCAGCGCUUUACUGAGAAAGGCCCUCUCUUACGCCACAUAGCCAGCAAACACCAAGAAGGUCGUCCACACUUUUGCCACAUCUGCAACAAAACAUUUAAAGCCAUUGAACAGCUUCGUGUUCAUGUACGACGUCACAAAGGAAUGAGAAAAUUUGAGUGCACUGAAUGUGGUUACAAGUUCACCAGACAGGCACAUUUGCGGCGACACUCGCAGAUCCACAACCGUGUGGAGAACUACAACCCCAGACAGAGACGCUUACGUAACCUUGUAGUGGAGGAUGAGAGUGCAGUUGACUCAACUAGUCCUCCCAGCCAGGCCGAGGCUCAGGCCGGACCAGCAGACAUGGUUAGCCUGGUUAUCCAGCCAGAGGCGGUUGUGGUGGAACAGGUAAUCUCAGCCUCCGCUGGAGGAACAGGAGGAGAGCAGGCCACAUAUUCAAUGACUGAUGGAGCAGUGAGUGGAGAACAGACUGGGAUUGCUCUGGCUGGAAGGACUGAUGGUGGAGUGGAGCAGACUCCGUUCACUGUAGCAGAUGUGAUGGAGCAGACCCUGCUGGUGACCAAUGCGUACUCUAUCCAUCAGUCCAGUGUGGUGGUGGAACUGGACAGCUCUGCAGCUGACGAGAAGGACUAAAUGAGUCCAGAGCAAAAAAGUAUUUGGUUUAAAGGGUUAGUUCGCCCAAUAAUGACAACUCUGUCAUUAAUUAUUCACUCUCAUGUCUAUCCAAACCCAAAAAACCUUCAUUCAUCUUCUUAAAACAAAUUAAGAUAUUUUUAAGAAGAUCUGAGCUCUCCUACCAUGAUUCCUACCAUGAUCAAGGCACAGAAAGGUAGUAAGGACAUUGUUAAAAUAGUCAGUGGUCCACCUUAUUUUUACAAGAAUAAUACUUUCAGUUUGUAAGGAAAAAAAAAGACUUAAUUCAGUGAUUACUUCUCUUCUAUAACACUUGUUUGACAUUAUCAACAUGUGCGAUUCACCUUGAGAGGAAAGCAAUGUGCAUGCGUCAAUAACGGUGGAGCACAGAAUGAGAAGAGAUUAAAAAAAAGGACAAAGGUCUUGCGGGUUUGGAUCGACAUGAGGUUGAGUAAUUAUUGACAGUGUUGUCGGUUUAAGGUGAACUUUCUCUUUCGACAUUGUAAACAAAUUGCUUUCUUGUGUUAAUUUAUUAUUAAAUACAGUGGACCUGGUUGUAUCAAGCACGAUGAUACAAGAUCAUCUUGAGGUUUCCAUAUAAGUCAUUUGAACUUAGCUUCUGCAAAAAUGUUUAGCGGUUUUUCAGUAAGACUGUGUCUACAAUCAUUAAUUAAUUGAAAAUGUGCUUUCACUGUCUGGAUGAACAGACAAAAACUGAAAAGGUUUUUAUUCUGUGAAGAAAAACUAAUGAAUGCAUUAUGCCUUUCUUAUUUGUACUUGCACUUGAAGUUCCAAGAUGUUUGCCAAAAUGUACAAUAACAUGUGACCAAAGUUCUUUUAAGAGAAUGUCUCUAGAUUUAUUCAGCAUCUGGAAGGCAUGAUAUAAAUUAAAGUCUGUUGUAAAACAAGAAAACAGUCAUUAGCUUCAUGUAUACUCUUGUUUUAAUGGAAUAAACCGUUCUAAUAUUGUCAUGAUUCGAACUUGAUGGAAAAUUAGAUAUCUAACGUGAAUCUGUAAAUUUGGCUGCGAGACCAUUUGAAUCUUAUAAAUUGUAUUUCAUACAGUUUGUCUCGUGAUUGUGAACUUUAUAAGCACAAGAAAAGUGCAAAAAGUAACAGUGCUGGCAGUCAUUUAUUGGUUGACCACGCAAACAAACAUUACACAAAUCAUUGCCUUGUCUGUAAUGUACAAAUGGUUUUGGCCACAAACUAAACAUUCUGUAAGAAAAAAAUAAAAUAAACAUCAAGUACCGUUUAAGCGUGUUGUAAAUAAUUAGUUUCAUAAGUACUGGUAUCGUCAAACACAUACGUUUAUUCAAUAACGAGAUACUGAAUUACUACUUCCAGUUAUUAGUACAGCAUCCGAAUACAAUAUUUGACAUCCAUUCCUCGUGUUUUCUUCAUGAUCGCAGGCGGUUUAAUAAACAAGCUGUUUCUCGUAAACUAACACCUUCCUCUAAAAUAAACUAUGACUACAUAAUAAAUUUAAUAUUAAAAUAUGAGUUGAAAAGCAAGUCGGAUACAAAUUCACAAAAAAUGUGAUCACUGCAUGCACGCUAGAUUGUCUGAAAUAUAAAAUUCUAGUAAAAUGAAUAUUAAACAAUGGGUUGCAAUGGGUGCUGGGACACAGUUGUUUAUCUGUUGUCUUGUUUUUGGAAAAUCUCGAAUUCUCCUAAAUAAUUAAUUUUAGACUUUUAACUGUAUAUAAAAUAACAUUUGUUAUCCACAUUGCAGAAUACGUUAUAAACAUGCAUAUACACACCAAAUUUUCACCUUUUGGAAUGAUUGGGUCUCAAAAUUAUAUUUUUUAAGAAACAAUUUUACUUCACAUUAAGGUUAUGGCCUUAUAUUAUAUUAAAUUUUUUGUCUAUGUUGACUUGAAUGUUGCAAAUCACUUUAGGAGAUCCAUGCUGAAUUAAACAAUUAA